UCAUCAGGGCUGAGUCGACCCGGCGCUGAGCAGUCAGGUAGUGGGAGCUGUGAGAAGACGCAACCGGCCCGGGAAAGCCUCGCUCCUGAAGCUGUGUCUCCUUUCCUGGCCGUCCACUCAUCUUGGUGGCUCCUCCAGGGACCGAUCGAGGCUGGAUUGGAGGGAGGCCGAGCUGCUCCACUUUCGCCCCCUGCGUCCCGCCGUGAAGCCCGGCGGCCCGGCCGAGACCUGCACGCCUGGCCGUCUGCCCCUGGACACGGGCUAAGAGCAGCGAGGCAGUCAAGGAGGAACGGGACCCGGCCCUGUUUGCGUCAUGGAGACGGUGCGGCGUCUGGCUGUUCUGCUGGCCCUCGGCGCGGUGGUGAGCGCAAAUCCAGUGAAUGUUCAAGAAUGCACCCUUAAGCCGGUUGAGAAGAAUGAGGGUGUGACAGUGGUGUACACAACCAGCAGGGUUACAAGCGGUUGCAUCAGCCGUGGGCCUAUAGAUCCCAACCUGGAAGUCCACGUUCUCAGCUUGAAGUUCAGUGACCCCCCUAAGAUGCUUGAGCUCCCGUUCAGUGUGUCAGCAGCGAAAGGCAACAGCCAAAGGACGGUGUUCGUGGUGAGCUCCAAUGCCCCGUACAUCCUUCUGAAAGUAUCGGUGACAGAUCACCCCCUUACCUUCAUCCACAAGCCUCGGAGAGUUUACGUCCAGGGGUCCAACUCCAAUGCAACGGUCUUGCCUGAGUCUGAUGAGGAACUCCUGAAGUGGGUCGACGAGAAAUAUGGGGGUGUCUCCUCCUUCGCCGUCUUGGACAAACCUUCACGGGUUCACUUCAAAGUGGGGAGAGAGCCUAGCGCCACCCCGGACUGCAUUCCCCAGCCGGAUUUUGAUGCUGAGCAGUAUCUGGAGACUGAGACGACUUCUCAUGAAACCGAGAGCUGUCUCGGCUCCAGUGGCAACACUGGGAACGAAUCCCAUAUCCUGUGGCUCAAGGAGGCCUUGGGGCAAGCUGUGGAUCUGAACAUGAAAAUGACGUGUGAUCGUGGAGAGCUACCCCAGGGCUUGCCAGUGUUGCUGGUGCUAAAAGGCCCGCGUGGAGUGCUGUGGAAGAUUGACGAGCUACCCCCUUACACAAAGUUCUUGACAUCUGGCAAUUACUCCAUUAAGACAUUUGGCUUGUGGCCGGUGGAAGGAACAAACCUCUCGGACACCAAGGAAGGCCUGAUGAAAGAGGCCUACCUGAACGGGUUCCCCUCCAUAGCUUCCUUCACUGAAAUCCCAUCCGCCAAAAGCAUCAUCCUGGAACUGGUCAGAUGUGCAGAGGCGCGGGCGACAACCUCGCCACGGGUGAUAUCUCCAUCGGAGUCUUCCUUGAAUGAAAAAUUCCAGCAGCUGCUUCGUACAUUUCCUUCCUGGAGAUGCAUGGAUGAUGCUAUUGAGGUCGCCUUGCCCAGGAGUUACUUGUUGGCUUUAAAAGGCAGCAUCAGUGAAAUCACCCUGGAGGACCCCAGCUGCAGGGCAAAAGAGAACGCCACACAUUUUGUUCUGAGCAGCAAACUGGGAGACUGCAAAACCCAAGUGGAGGAGAACAUCCGUGCCAAGAAUCAGCUGGUCCUGACGGUAGCAUCGGUCCCAGACAAAAUCACGGUACCAUUUCAGUGUGAUCUCCCAGAGAAGCUCUCUCUCCAUCUUUGCCCCGCACUGGACUGCUCGUUGCCAUUGUCCACAAUCACAGUUGUAGUCAAUCAAGUGACCUACGUCCAGGUUUCGUUCAGGACAACGAAUAAGGAGUCUUCAGUGCAACUCCGCGAUUGUUUCCUACGAACGCCUGGCACAGCGUCCCCCCAGCCGCUGAUCCACGAGGGCACCCCGCAGGGUUCUGUGCAGAUCUUGUCUUCUUCCAGUAUGAAGAUUGAUUUCAGUUUCAUCUACAAGGUUGAAGAGGGAAGGUGGUCACCCCCUUCCACCACCCUUCUGUGCCAAGCGUUGCUGAUCCGCCCUGGCCAGGAACCCCACAGAUUGGAAGCCUCUCUCGACGUGAAGCUGGAGAACCCCAACCCUCCGCCCAACCGAGGCUUGGGGAUCAGCACCGUGUUAGGGAUCACUUUCGGCGCCUUCUUCAUCGGAGUCCUCCUCACCGCAGCACUGUGGUACAUCUACUCUCACACCCGUCCGAUGGCCAAGAUGCAACCAGUCUCGACCAACCUGCCACCCUCCGAGAGCAGCAGCACCAAUCACAGCAUCGGGAGCACCCAGAGCACCCCCUGCUCCACCAGCAGCAUGGCAUAGCUACCCCCGCCCAGGGAAUGGGCAGGACUGUCUGCCUACGCCUCCUUGUAGACGGUGUCAGAACUGCCGCCCUGUUGAACUCCAGGCAGAGAACAGGCAAAGGGGGUCUCUCGCCCAAGAGAGUCGGCCAGUGGCUGCGCUGUUCUUUUUUUUCUGCUCCUCGUACUCAGGAGUGACUCUUUCUGGCCAGCACUUUAUGAGGCAACUCCCCGGACGGACGUCGCAAUCGCCGGAGAAGCAGAAGGAUCCCAGCAGCUGAUUCGGCAUUGCUCGUUUCUCUUGCAGGGUGAGCCGGGCUGACCUUUGGGCUGCAAGGUCACAUUCCAGGACUGGAUGGCAUGAGCCCCAACGAGUUCAUUGAUAACGGAUUGUAGCAGGAUGCCUUGGGUUUCCAAGCUAAUCCCGUGCUCCCCCCUGCCCGCCUUGCAGACAGAGGUUUGGGUAUACCUCUCCCACUGUCGCCUUCAAGAUGGUGGUGACGCUCCUGUGUUCUGGAGUUGGUGCUUGUUCACUGGAAAUGUGGCUUAGGUAUGGUCAGUGGUCAUAAGCGGGAAACUGGGUUUUGAAUGGGCUUACAUAGGUAGCUGCCAUAUACUGAGUCAGACCCUUGGUCCACCUAGCUCAGUAUUGUCUACCCAGACUGGCAGCGGCUUCUCCAAGGCUGCAGGCAGGAGUGUCUUGAGAGGCUAUCUGCCAGCUCAAGUUGGGAUGCUGCCAUUAACAAAUUAUGUUGUUUUAUAGUUGCAAUUCAUAAUGGGGUCCACAGCACAUUUGGCCAUUGGCUGUGCAGGCAGCUGCUCCAAAGCCCUUAAAACUAUCCCAAGCCUUUAAAACAAAAAGAGCGAACCGGGGGAUGGGGGCUGCAGCUCAUUUGCUUAGCAUACAGCAUGUCUCAGGUUCAGUCACUGGCAGCAUCUCCAAGUAGGGCUGGGAGAGACACCUGUCUGAAUCCUAGGAGAAGCUGCUGCCAGUCCGUGUAGACAAUACUGAGCUACAUGGACCAACGGGCCAUUCCAAGGGUAACGGAAUCAGGCAUGUUACCAGUUUUUCCGAUGCCUGCAGCCCUAAACAAAAGUUGAAGCCAAUAUUAUAUAUACCCACGGGUAAGAGACGAGCUUCUGCUAUAAAGCCAUAUUUUUAACAAAAUCCUCAAAUGUAAAAGAUAGCAUCCCAAGCAUGCAAAACACAUUGGUAACAGAAUCAGCCUUUCGGAAAUAAAAGAUAAGGUAACAGAAUCAGAGUUUAAAAACUUUGUUCCCGACACAUACUGCACAUUUCACACACAAUAAUAGUUUUGUAAAAAUAUGGCCUUAUAGUAGGAGAUGUUCUCUUGCCAGCGAGUAUAUAUAAUAACUUGAAAAUUUGCUUAUGGCUACAAUCAUUAAAAAGUGGUAACAUGCCUGAUUCUGUUACCUUUUGAAUUGCCCCAGUCCAAAGGAGAUGCAUAUGAAUAUCCCUUUCCUAAAUUGAACUUAUUUCUCUGGGCUUCUGUUUUGUUUUGUUUUUAAAAGUGAGAGUCCUCUCUCCCCACUGCCCAAAUUUGUUAAUAAAUGGGCUUCUGUUUUGUUUUAAAAGUGAGAGUCCUCUCUCCCCACUGCCCAAAUUUGUUAAUAAAUGGGCUUCUGUUUUGUUUUUAAAAGUGAGAGUCCUCUCUCCCCACUGCCCAAAUUUGUCAAUAAAUGGGCUUCUGUUUUGUUUUAAAAGUGAGAGUCCUCUCUCCCCACUGCCCAAAUUUGUUAAUAAAUGGGCUUCUGUUUUGUUUUUAAAAGUGAGAGUCCUCUCUCCCCACUGCCCAAAUUUGUCAAUAAAUGGGCUUCUGUUUUGUUUUAAAAGUGAGAGUCCUCUCUCCCCACUGCCCAAAUUUGUCAAUAAAUGGGCUUCUGUUUUGUUUUAAAAGUGAGAGUCCUCUCUCCCCACUACAUAAAUUUGUUAAUAAAUGCCCAAGUAUAUUAAUUCGAGAAUAAGCUAGUCCCAGAUCUUUGGUGCUGCGCCCAUGGCAGCAACCAGCGAGCGAAGGAGGAUGUUUAUGCUCAGAUAAUUUUUGCGUGUUGCUGGUGUGAACCACAUGGCCCCAAAGCACAGUGUCAGAAUGUCCACGAAAGAUGAGGGAUAAAAGAGGACUAAUUUGUCCCACCAACUCUUGGAAAGGAACAGCAUGGGUGCCAACGCGAGAGAAGUUUGCAAGGCUGUCGAAUUGUGAAACCAAAGACUGAGAGUACAGACUGUUUAUUUUUUUGGGGAAAUACUCCUUAUUACUGUACGUAUAUAAAUAGUUAUACAUAGAUUGUAUUUUGUAUCCAUGCAUACAGGGAAAUAAUGCAGUGUUUACUCAACUUUGUUCUGUAUGUUUCAUUGUGUUCGGCUGAGAGCCAAUGUGGUCACAGGUUUCUGUAACUUUGGCCAAGCAAGGACCAUGUGUGUUGGGCUAUAAAAAUGGAGAAAUGUUACAUCUAAACUGGCAAGUGUGAUCAUAGGGGGUUGGUUUUUUGGGAGGGGUGGGGAAAGGGAGAUAGAAACAUCCAACAAGUCCAACUACACCAACACAAUUUUUGUUUAAAAAGGUUCAUUUGUGAUGGCAGAUGGGUUCUCAGAUGUUGUGGGACUACAGCUCCCUUCUUCCCCAUCCAAAAUGGCCAAAGAGGAUGUUGGGAGUUGUAGUCACACACCAUCUGGGGACCCAAGUCUGAGAUGCCCUGAUAGUUCAGUGUAAACUGAUGGGCAGAGUUAUGAAUGAGUGGUAGACUCUCUCAGCCCUAUCUUGGAGGUGCCAGGCAGGGAACUUGGAAGUUGCAGGGUUGCAGGGCUUGUGGUGGAAUAGGUGUUCAGACACAACCACAGAAGUAGGUUAGAUGCAUAAGAAGCUGCUUUAUACAGAGUUGGCCCGUUAAUCCAUCAAGCUCAGAACUGCCUACACUGACUGGCAGCAGCUUUCCCAAGGUUUCAGGUAGGAGUCUCUCCCAGCCUUACCUGGAGAUUGAACCUGGGAUCUUCUGCAUACAAGCAGCUCUACCAAUGAGCUACAGUCCCAUCUCCUAAGCACAAUCUUGCAGCUGUUGGACUGCAAAUCCCAUCAUCUCUAUUGGCCACUGUGGCUGGGGAUGAUGGGAAUUGUAGUUGAACAGCAGCUGGAGGGCUGGAGUUGUGCAGCACUGUUCUAAGGGGGAUAGCUUAUAGCCCCAUCCCCUAAGGCAGGGUUUCUCAACGUGUGGGUCCCCAGAUGUUACUGGACUUCAACUCCCAUAAUGCCCAGCCCCAGUGGCCUUUGAUUGGGAAUUAUGGGAGUUGAAGUCCAAUUACAUCUGGGGACCCACACGUUGAGAAUCCCUGCCCAAAGGGAAGGCCUGCUCAACGCUGGCCCUCCUGCAGCUGUUGGCCUACAGCUCCCAUAAUCCCUGGCUUUUGGCCAGUAUGGCUGUGGAUUAUGGGAGUUGUCGUCCAAAAACAGCCGGGGUGGGGGGUAAAGUUGAGCAGGCCUGCCUAAAGGGAAAUAUCAUACAGCGCUCACAUGUGGCCACCCAUCCACCACUAACUGAGGGGGGACCUGCUUAGCAAAGGGGACAAUUCAUGCUCUCCACCCAAAACCAAUGAUGCAAUGACAGCAGUGAACUUCAUUGUGGUGAGGCAGAUACCUAAGAUUCACUUGGAGCUUGGAAGCUCACGGAAGCCCACGCUCAAAAGGUUGCAUGAAUCAGACCCAAAUGGCUAAAUAAAGCCCCGGGCUGUGGUUUAGAAGGGGGUCAAUUUCCUUUCCUAAAACGCAGUGUGAACACUUCUGUGUGGUGCGAAAAGAAGCCCUUUCCUCCCCAAUACAGACGGCAUGAAGGAACACCUUCUCCACCUCUGGGCCCAGCUGUAUUGAACUGUAAAAUAUUGUGUGUGGAAGCAACUGUAACCUCAAUUCCUGUAUAAAACAUAUUAUGGAUUUCA
Messenger RNA from Hemicordylus capensis (graceful crag lizard), 6199 nucleotides. It is a transcript of the gene ENG, whose product is annotated as endoglin. The record is from RefSeq and is a predicted model, not a curated record. Gene Ontology annotation, biological process: vasculogenesis. Bases 314 to 2272 code for a protein of 652 amino acids. NCBI's taxonomy places the organism in Eukaryota, Metazoa, Chordata, Lepidosauria, Squamata, Cordylidae. The transcript has 15 exons.